Molecule: messenger RNA, 1116 nt
Organism: Mizuhopecten yessoensis (Yesso scallop)
Lineage: Eukaryota; Metazoa; Mollusca; Bivalvia; Pectinida; Pectinidae
Product: Y' element ATP-dependent helicase YJL225C-like
Exons: 2
Coding region: 1-1116 (371 amino acids)
Source: RefSeq, a predicted model, not a curated record
AUGUUUGAUGAGUACCUACUGGAUACAGUGAAAGAGCUUUAUUACUACUCGACGAAACUGACAAACUACUCUUCAAUUUCCAUUAUUUUAACCACUACCGCAAUCAGCAUAACCAACACAGUAGCUAACACCACCAACACAAUCACUAACACCACCAACACAAUCACUAACACCACCAACACAAUCACUAACACCACCAACACAAUCACUAACACCACCAACACAAUCACUAACACCACCAACACAAUCACUAACACCACCAACACAAUCACUAACACCACCAACACAAUCACUAACACCACCAACACAAUCACUAACACCACCAACACAAUCACUAACACCACCAACACAAUCACUAACACCACCAACACAAUCACUAACACCACCAACACAAUCACUAACACCACCAACACAAUCACUAACACCACCAACACAAUCACUAACACCACCAACACAAUCACUAACACCACCAACACAAUCACUAACACCACCAACACAAUCACUAACACCACCAACACAAUCACUAACACCACCAACACAAUCACUAACACCACCAACACAAUCACUAACACCACCAACACAAUCACUAACACCACCAACACAAUCACUAACACCACCAACACAAUCACUAACACCACCAACACCAUUUAUUCCAUUACCACCACUAGCACCAAGAUAACCACCAACACUAUCACUAACAUUAUCACCACCAACACCACCAAUGCCAACACAAUCACCAACACCACCACAAAUAUCACCACCACCACCAACACCACUACCAAUACCACCACCAGCACCAUCACCAACGCAACUAUCCCUUCCUCCAUCAACAUUAUCACCACCAACACUACCACAAAUAUCAUCACCACCACCACCAACGCAACUAUCCCUUCCACCAUCAACACUAUCAUCACCAGCAACCGCCACCACUGCGUCCACCACCACCACCAACACCAUCAUCAACAAUAUUAUUACCAUUAUCACCAUCACCAACACCACCUCCAAAGCCAUCACCGAAUCUCGAUUUUAUAUAUAAGAGUAUGCCAUUUUGUUCCGCGUUAUAAUCUUGAAAACGGAUUCCCGACAUCCACACCGCAGGUACGCCGCUGUGUCUGA